Molecule: messenger RNA, 2176 nt
Organism: Phalaenopsis equestris
Lineage: Eukaryota; Viridiplantae; Streptophyta; Magnoliopsida; Asparagales; Orchidaceae
Product: pentatricopeptide repeat-containing protein At2g15630, mitochondrial
Exons: 1
Coding region: 40-1953 (637 amino acids)
Molecular function (GO): protein binding
Source: RefSeq, a predicted model, not a curated record
GCAAUUCCGAAUUUCCAAACCAUUGCCUUCCCCUCCGCAAUGCUGACCGUUCGAUCUCUCCCUCGAAUCAGGCAGUGUCCCCUACCCACCACCAUCGCCGCCUCCCGCGAGCUCUCCGCCUCUUCACCCCCACACCCUUCCUCCUCUUCACCCCCACACCCUUCCUCCUCUUCCACCUUCAGCAACCCCUCCGCUGAUUCCAUCACAGACUCCAUCCUCAAAUCCGAAUGGUCUCACGUCGAUUCCCUACUCCCCUCCCUUUCCCCUCUUCUCAUCCCCUCCAUCCUCGUUCGCCUUCAAACCUCCCCCCAUCUCAUCCCUUCUUUCAUCCAUCGGUUAGGUCACCGCCGCCUCGACCUCCAUUCCCUCUCCAGCGCCGCCGUUCUCCUCUCCCCGGACAACGCUCUCUCCCUCCUGAAGCAAUCGCUCACUUCAGACCUCCCUGCAGCUUCUCUUCGUGAGGUAUUCGACGCUCUGGCUGCCGCACACAAGCGGUGCCGACCUUCAGACCCACCGAUCGUGUUCGAUCUCCUCCUUCGCGCAUACGCGGAAGCUGGUAAUCCCGAAGCAGCGCUGGAGUUGUUCUAUCUCAUGAAAGAUGAGAAGAAGCUACCGAAGAUUGAAAGUUGCAACUCCCUGUUAAGUGCUUUUCUGAAGAAAAAGCAGACAGAGAAGGCAUGGGUGCUGUAUGCAGAAAUGUUUCGAUUGAGGAUCUCGUCAACUGUUGUCACUUACAAUAUAAUGAUCAAUGUGUUGUGCAGAGAAGGGAAAUUAAAGAAGGCGGAAGCGUUUAUGGCAUUCAUGGAGGAGUCUGGGAUCAAGCCCAGUGUUGUGAGUUACAACACUAUAAUUCAUGGAUAUUGCAUGAGUGGUAAGGUUGAAAUCGGUCUACAAAUCUUGGACGAGAUGAAGGGAAAAAGGAUCAAGCCUGAUUCUUACACUUAUGGAACAUUGAUUUCUGGCUUGUGCAAAGAAGGUAGACUUGAGGAUGCCUCUGCGAUGCUUGGAAAGAUGGAAGAUAAAGGAUUGGCCAUUACUGCAGCCAGUUUCAAUGCUUUGAUUUCUGGUUAUUGCAAUAAAGGAGAGUUAGAUGUUGCGUUUCAUUACAGGGAUGAGAUGGAGAAGAAGGGAAUCAAGCCUACCGUAACCACUUACAAUUUGCUUGUUCAUGCGUUGUUCAUGGAGGGUAGAGAUGCUGAAGCAAAUUCCCUGAUCAAAGAUAUGGGAGAGAAGGGGAUGGUGCCCGAUUCAAUCACCUAUAACAUUCUUAUUAAUGGAUAUUCAAAGGAUGGAAAUGCAAAAAAGGCAUUUGAUUUGUUUGAAGAAAUGUCAGGGAAGGGCGUGAAGCCUAAUAAGGUCACCUACACUUCUUUAAUUUAUGCCCUUUUCAAGAGGAAUAGAGUGGCUGAGGCUGACAGAAUUUUCAGGGACAUGGUGAAUGAUAAAGGUUUUCCUCUUGAUGUUGUCAUCUACAAUGUCAUGAUCGAUGGCCACGCCGGCAGAGGGAACUUCGAAAGAGCUUAUGAGCUUUUAAAGGAGAUGGAGAUGAGGAGAAUUCAUCCUGACGAUGUUACAUACAAUUCUCUGAUGAGGGGGCUGUGCUUGUUGGGGAGAGCUGAGGAGGCUCAUGAGCUUCUGGAUGAGAUGGGUAGACGAGGAAUCAAGCCUGAUCUUGUGAGUUAUAACACCAUAAUUAGUGGUUAUAGCAGGAAAGGUGAGAUGAAGGAUGCGUUCUCUGUUCGAAACGAGAUGUUGGAGAAGGGAUUCAACCCUACAAUUCUGACAUACAAUGCUCUUAUUCAAGGACUUUGUAAAAAUGGGGAAGGUGAUCAGGCUGAGGAGCUCUGGAAGGAGAUGGUGAGCAGAGGUAUUAAGCCUAAUGAUAGUACUUACAUAUCAUUGAUGGAGGGUUUGAGCAACAGCAAAGAGGUACAAAAUUUUGAAAUUGUGUAAUAAUAUGAGAAAAGUGUCAGAAUAGUUAUCUUGACUCUUUGCAUAGGGUCAUUUUAGUCACAAGAGUAUAUAAAAUGUCAAUUUAGUCCCUAGAUUCUCAAUUGAAAAUUAUUUUAGCCUCAAUUUAAAGAAUUCGGGGAUUAAUUUGGCACUUUAUGGAAAAAUUAUCUCAUGUAAACAGGAAAGAGACCAUUUUUAACACUUUAACCGUAAAAAUAUGCAU